AUGUCCGCUGAACCUCAGGCUGACGAGCAGGAUCGCAACGAGAGGAUGCAGAAAUAUAUCGAUGGGAUAAUAGCCGUGACGUCAUUGGACGGAGGUGGAGGGGUUGGUGGUGACGGAAAGGGGGUUGGUGGCGACGAGGAAGAUAUACUGAUGAUGAAGAAGAAGAAGAAGAAGGAGGAUCCCAGUACCGAUGAAUCGGAUUCGGAUGAUUCUUCGACCUACUCGAUCGAGAUCAAGAGGGCUUCGCCCUUGAUCUCGUUCGCUAGCAACGGUAAAAAGACCCGCAACAAGUGGAAAGCUUCGGAAGACUUCGCGCUGCUGAGGGUGUUGUUGGACCACGCGCAUCUGCUCACGUUCGUGGAGUACUUCAAGCCCAUGAAGAAGUUCUGGAUCAAGAUAUCACAGGCUCUUAACGAACUGCAUGCCGGCGAACGUAAUGCCCGGCAGUGCCAUGACCGUUUCAAAGUGCUCUACGCCAAGGCUCUACGUAUCCAGGACGACCUGGACGAAGAUGACACCUACAGCGGUACGCUCAAUUCGGAGGCAGAACAACUGCUCCUCCAUGUGCGAAACACAUUCACUUUUAGCAGCGGCAACAUCACUUUGAAAACACAGCCUGCGGUCGCGUCUGCGCUGCCCGACGAAACCGCACAGGCCACUAAGCUCCGACAGGACCAAGACCAGACCACUGAGACGCAGAGAAAGGAGACCGAGACCAUGCAAUCAUAUAUCUUUCAUGUACUCAGUAAUUUACAAGAACAAAUCGACUUACUGCGCAACCAUUUGAGGGCUACGGAUCGCAAGACCCAGGAACUCUCCGACACUUUGCAAGAUCUCAUCCAGGCGUUUCAUUUCCCACCUCCACCUUCACAGCACGAGAACCAAGACGAGAAGCGGUCGUCGGGCGACGACGCGCGAACUAAAAAAUAA
Molecule: messenger RNA, 930 nt
Organism: Torulaspora delbrueckii
Lineage: Eukaryota; Fungi; Ascomycota; Saccharomycetes; Saccharomycetales; Saccharomycetaceae
Gene: RPI1
Product: Rpi1p
Exons: 1
Coding region: 1-930 (309 amino acids)
Source: RefSeq, a predicted model, not a curated record